AUGGACAAUACCACCUGGACCAGCGUGUCCCAUUUUGUUCUCUUGGGCAUUUCUCCCCACCAGGAAGAGCAGAUCCCGCUCUGUCUUCUUUUUCUGCUCAUGUAUACCAUCAACAUUUCUGGCAACUCUGUCAUCAUCAUCCUGAUUAUCUCUGCUCCACGCCUCCAAACUCCCAUGUAUGUCUUUCUCAGCAACUUGGCCUUGGCAGACAUCUGCUUCACCUCCACCACAGUCCCCAAGAUGCUGCAGAACAUUUUCUCUUCUACCAAGGCCAUUUCCUACAUGGGUUGCUUAACACAGACUUAUUUCUUCAUUUGCUUUGCAGCCAUGGAGAACUUCCUCCUGGCUGUGAUGGCCUAUGACAGAUACAUAGCCAUCUGCCACCCUUUCCACUACUGUAUGAUUCUGAACAGGAAGCUGUGUUCACACUUGGUGGUCAUGUGCCACAUCCUCUCCCAUCUUCAUGCCCUGCUGCACACCUUUCUCGUGAGCAGACUGAUCUUCUGUGCAGAUAACAGGAUCCCCCACUUCUUCUGUGACCUCUACCCUCUGAUGAAGAUCUCCUGCUCCAGCAGCCACCUCAACACCUUGAUGAUUCACACGGAAGGAGUCAUUGUCAUCAAUGGAGCCCUGGCCAUCAUCAUGGCCUCCUAUGCCUGCAUCAUCUCAGCAGUCCUCCAGAGCCCCUCAGCCAAAGGCAAGUGGAGAGCCUUCUCUACCUGUGGCUCCCACCUCACUGUGGUGGCUAUAUUCUAUGGGACCCUCACAUGGGUCUACUUCCGGCCCCUUACCAGCUAUUCAGUGGCCGGGGGUCGUAUCCUGACUGUCAUGUACACAGUAGUGACCCCCAUGUUGAACCCCUUCAUUUACAGCCUAAGGAACAAGGAUGUCAAGGGAGCCUUCAGGAAAUGGAUGAACAGGAUCUGGACCUCUUCAUUUAGAUAA
Molecule: messenger RNA, 945 nt
Organism: Bubalus bubalis (water buffalo)
Lineage: Eukaryota; Metazoa; Chordata; Mammalia; Artiodactyla; Bovidae
Product: olfactory receptor 1Q1-like
Exons: 1
Coding region: 1-945 (314 amino acids)
Biological process (GO): G protein-coupled receptor signaling pathway
Cellular component (GO): membrane
Molecular function (GO): olfactory receptor activity; G protein-coupled receptor activity
Source: RefSeq, a predicted model, not a curated record